GUGUUCCUGCUGCGGGAUCCUGUUUUCGGCUGAUCCAGUUCAUCGCUCUCCACCCGAGUUUCCCUUGCAGGUCCCUAAUCACACCCACCAGGUGUUGCUCGCUGCGAACAUGUCCAAGUCACUGAAGAAGCUGGUGGAGGAGAGCAGGGAGAAGAACCAGCCGGAAGUGGACAUGAGUGACAGGGGUAUCUCCAGUAUGUUGGAUGUCAACGGCUUGUUCUCUCUAGCCCACAUCACACAACUGGUGCUCAGCCACAACAAGCUAACAAGUGAGUCAAAUUUCUCUUCGGUUACAUUCCUUCUGAUUAUGUUAUUUCCAUUAGAGAAAGUAAUGAUAACUUACCAUUUCAGGGAAAAAGUGAAGUUUAUUUAGUCGCACUACUAAGAUGUGUAUGUUCCCCUACUCUCCUUCAAGAAUUCUUCCACGUCCUGUGCCUGCUGGUAGUUCUAUUUUUUGAUAGACAUGUAAGUGCUGUGGUAAUAGGAAAUGUCUGGCCAGUGUUUAGCUUUUCAUGAGGGAAAUAUUGAGCCGAGUGUGGCAGUAUAUAACUGUAUCCCAGCUACUCAGGAGGCUGAGGCAAGACGGUAUCUUUAGCCCACACGUUCAAGUCCAGCCAAGGGUCUCCCCCAGCCCCAAGUCUCAGCAACAAAAUAAAACUAUUUUAGAAUAAAAGUCUUUGUUCUCAUCCAUAUUUCUUCCUCCAGUGGGGAAGAUUUCGAUGUUGAAUGUGCUUUUUGUCCCUGCUUUAUAGAUGGAGAAAAACUCACAAGAUUGUAUAAAUUGAAUAUAUUUUUCUCCUGUUUGGAGACUGGUUCCUGGGUCCCUUCUGUAGGAUUCUCCUGGGCAUCAGUGCUGGUUUGGAGUGGUUCCAGGGUCGUAGAAUUGAUAUCUGUUUAAAAGGAAUAUCUCGAGUGACUGAUGGGCCAUUUUCUUCUUGGUGGUAAAGCUUUAAAGAUUUUAAUGACAGGGCCCCACUCUCCUUUCUCAUCCCUAAUUGACUGUCACCUCUUCCCACGUGCCACAUUUCCUGUAGACUUGAGUGAUUUCCUAAUCAUGUGGCAAGCAUUUGUUAGGGGGCUUUCCGAGUCUAGUGAAGUUGAGCGGAAUGUCACGGUGAGGGAUUUGUGUUGUGGAUUUAUGUGUGCGUGUGCGUUAGACAGAGCUGGAGGCUAUGUCACCGAGCUGUUGAUUACUGAGAAUUAAGAAUGGCAGUGAAGGAGGGCCCCUCGUGUGCUGCAAAAAGGCUGAUGAAGUCAUUUUUAGGCAAAGUGCACAUUGGUGAGGACAGGCCAAGUACCAUCAUUGUCAUGUUUAAGUGGCGGUGACCACAGAGGCUGAAAAUGAGACCUCUGUGUCACACGUACACUUUGUGUAAUGCACAUGUCUCGUUGUUAUAGCACUUGUUCUUACUGCCCUUGGUAGCCACAAUUCCAGGUCAGAGGAGCUUGGCAAUUUGUUUUGAAAGGUGCACCACCACGUGAUCUCAGAAUUCUUUAGGGCUUUGAGCAGGAAUUCCCGACACUCCACGUUAGCAGCUUAUGAAAACAUUAGCUGAUUGGCGGGUCUUCUGUGUUCACUAUUGCUUAUGCAAGACUGUCGGCUGUGGUGCAUUUUUAUAGACCAUCCCUUGAUCUAGUCUUCUCAAAAGCAUCCCAGUAGCUGUUGUUUGAGUCCUUUACCGUAUCUGCACAGACCGAAGCCUUAGGAAUCUCCAAGCUAUAAGAUCUGAGAUACAUAAGAGAGGGGUAAAUGUGGUAAACUGUGCUUCCUGUUAAACAGAUUGAUUGUGAAGGGACCCAACCUUUGUCUUCUCUCCCUGUUUGCUCCGUCUCCUCGCGUUUGAGAUACUCUUGACCUAAUCCAGGAAACGUUAAUUAAUUGUCUUGGUGGGUUCUAUUUCAAGCCAUCCUGUAGUGCCGUUGACACUCGAUCUGUUCCACUAAGGUCAAAUUAGCAUCUUUUACUAUUUUUCUGCCAUUUAAACGAUGACUUAGCUGCGGUUUUUCAAGUGUUUAUAGUAAAUAUGUCCAUUUGACAGCGGUAUAAAUAUGCAUUAUGUGUUCAUGGCUGAGCCCACCCCCUGUCACUUUUUAUUCUAAUGAGUGUCUUUCACUUUCUGUUGUUUAAUAGGGACUGGCUGACAAGGCUACAUUAAAACCGCUCAAAAGGCUCAAAAGAUAAACCCCUCAGCACUGCUUACUUUUCUCUUGCUAAAGUAUUUGUGUUUUUCCAGCACAGUGCCAAUGACACCACUCUGACAUUUCCGCUCGCCUGAUGAUGGAAGGAACGACUAGCUUACUCAGUCUGGGACCUUGUUUGGGGCCACACCGUUUGCUUCUGAGUUAACAUCUGCUCACUGGGGCACUGGGUUAACAGUCCUUUUUCUAUUAGAGGUUUUGACCUCUAAAGAUCCACGUGGGGUAAUAGAAUACAAAUGUAGUUAUGAAUGCUCUAAGGUAUCUUCAUCAUCCCAAGGUCCAGUAUCUUUGUGUGCAGAAUGUAUGUGUAUUGUAUGUUCAUGCACUGUGUUUCUGUGUUCAUGUGUGUGAAUACAUGAAUGCUUAGACACCAGAGGUCCAAGCCAGGUGUUCCUCACAUGUUCUCUGGUUUUCUUUGUGCACCAGGGUUCCUCACUGAACCUGGAGCCCGCGUAUUUGCCUAGCCUGGCUGGUUGGGAUCCGCGUGUCUCUACCUCUCGCUCAGGCUGGGAUUACAGAUGCAUAAGCCUCCGUCCAUCCUGUCUUCAUGUGGAUGCCGGGAUCUGGACUCAGGUCUUCAGCUUCUGCAGCCAGCGCUUUACCCACUAAUCCUUCUCCUCAUCUCUAGAAUUUUAUUUCUAAUGUUUUAUUUUACCUUAGGCCAUUCUUGCUUUAUGUAGAUCUGAUUUUGACAUCCUUCUAAAGAUUUAUUUAUUUAUUUAUUUAUUUAUUUGCAAUGCUGGGGCUGGAACCCAGAGCUUUGUGCAUAUGGGGCAAGCAUUUUGCCACCAUGAGCUGCAUGCCUUGGUCUGUAUGCAGAGAUUCGUCAGGUCUUCUGUAACUAUGAAACGACGGAAAUUAAAAACCUAAGGUCCCAGA
Molecule: messenger RNA, 3078 nt
Organism: Mus musculus (house mouse)
Lineage: Eukaryota; Metazoa; Chordata; Mammalia; Rodentia; Muridae
Gene: Rsu1
Product: Ras suppressor protein 1
Exons: 3
Coding region: 110-373 (87 amino acids)
Biological process (GO): signal transduction
Source: RefSeq, marked validated